AAAAGGCAAUUGCUUCUCCCCUGGGGCAAAAUGACACGUUGACAGUUGAGUUUUGACGUGCGAACGCUCGGAAAGUAUUCCAUUCCAAGGAGCAAAGUGAAAGGCAGGAAGGUAGAGCUGCAUUAGCCUUAUUCGCAGCCUCGCUGUGUUCGUGAUUCAGCUUAAAGAUACAGCACCGCGAUGAAGAUCCUGAUGCGAGCGGACACCCAUGUGCCCUUCGCCGUGCCCGUCGAGCAGCCCAAGGCCAUUUGGACCUUCUCCCAGGUCUUGGCUGCUCUGAGCGUCUCGCUGGGCUCCCAUGUGGUCGGAUUUGUCACCUCCUAUACGUCCCCUGCUCUUGUGUCGAUGACCGAUCCUAGUAUCACCUCAUUUGAGGUCACCAAAGACGCUGGUUCCUGGGUUGGUGGCAUCUUGCCGCUGGCUGCAUUGUUAGGUGGCAUAGCCGGGGGACCCAUGAUCGAAUAUCUGGGCAGGCGCAACACCAUUUUGGCCACCGCGGUGCCCUUCAUCGUAUCAUCGCUGCUGAUUGCCUGUGCUGUGAAUGUGGCGAUGGUUCUGUGCGGUAGAUUCCUGGCUGGAUUCUGCGUCGGUAUUUGCUCUUUAUCCCUGCCCGUCUACCUUGGUGAGACCUUGCAGCCGGAGGUGCGAGGCACUUUGGGUUUGCUGCCUACGGCCUUUGGUAACAUAGGCAUCUUGGUCUGCUUCGUGGCGGGAUCCUUUAUGGACUGGUCGAUGCUUGCCUUCCUGGGAGCAGCUCUGCCCGUUCCUUUCCUGAUUUUGAUGUUCCUGAUACCGGAAACACCGCGCUGGUAUGUGAGCCGUGGUCGCGAGGAGCGUGCCCGAAAGGCUUUGAGCUGGCUGCGUGGCAAGGAGGCGGAUGUGGAGCCCGAGCUGAAGGAUCUGAUACAAUUCCAGGCCGAUGCCGAUCGUCUGGCCACGCAGAACACCAUGUUGGAAAUGCUGAAGCGCAACAAUCUGAAGCCAUUGUCGAUUUCCUUGGGUCUGAUGUUCUUCCAACAGUUCAGCGGUAUCAAUGCGGUUAUCUUCUACACGGUGCAGAUCUUCAAGGAUGCAGGAUCCACCAUCGAUAGCAAUAUCUGCACGAUCAUUGUGGGUGCGGUUAACUUUGUGGCUACGUUUAUAAGCAUCGUUCUGAUUGAUCGGACGGGUAGAAAGAUUCUUCUGUAUGCAUCCGACAUUGCCAUGAUCCUGACCCUGUUCGUUUUGGGCGGCUUCUUCUACUGCAAGGCCCAUGGUCCGGAUGUGUCGCAUUUAGGUUGGCUGCCACUCACUUGCUUCGUCAUCUAUAUUAUGGGAUUCUCCCUGGGCUUCGGACCCAUUCCCUGGCUGAUGAUGGGUGAGAUUCUGCCGGCCAAGACUCGCGGAGCGUCUGCUUCGGUGGCCACGUCUUUCAACUGGUUUUGCACGUUUGUGGUGACCAAGACCUUCCAGGACCUCACUGUUGCUUUGGGCGCCCAUGGAGCCUUUUGGCUAUUCGGUGCCAUCUGCGUUGUGGGGGUGUUCUUUGUGAUAUUCUGCGUGCCCGAAACGCGGGGCAAGACACUGGAGGACAUCGAGCGAAAAAUGAUGGGUCGUAUGUCCGCGGCGGCCAACAUCAAGCCAUUGCCCUUCAACAUGUGAACGGCGUGUUGCCAAGGAUCUGAAUAUGCGAUCAAACCAAAUACUAGACUAGUGCCUUCGGUGCUUCGGUGAUCCUGAGAAGACGUGAAGCCUAUGACCCUAUCCACGUGCUCUGAUAUUGUCCUAGCUAACUUGUGAUGUUAUAAUUAUUUAAAAUCAUUGAGUGUAUACUUUUAUUAUGUAAAUUAUAAUUUCUGGCACUAA
This is a messenger RNA of Drosophila teissieri, 1845 nucleotides long. Its product is annotated as facilitated trehalose transporter Tret1-2 homolog. Gene Ontology annotation, biological process: carbohydrate transport; transmembrane transport. Lineage: Eukaryota; Metazoa; Arthropoda; Insecta; Diptera; Drosophilidae. The transcript has 5 exons. Gene Ontology annotation, cellular component: membrane. The coding region runs from base 181 to 1641 and encodes 486 amino acids. Gene Ontology annotation, molecular function: sugar transmembrane transporter activity. The record is from RefSeq and is a predicted model, not a curated record.